AGCUACGAUAUAACCGGAGGUGUAAGAGUACUCGGUAUUCAGCUUCUUCUUUUUGACAAAUAUUGAUUUCUCUCUGGAUAUCUAACAAUGGCAAAAGAAAAGAUGCUUCCAGCCCAAGAGGCUGCCAAAAUCUACCACACCAAUUAUGUGCGAAACUCCAGAGCCAUCGGCGUCAUGUGGGCAGUUUUCACCUUAUUCUUCGCCAUCAUUACCGUGGUGGUCUUUAUUCAGCCGUAUUGGAUUGGUGACAGUGUUAACACCCCACAGGCUGGAUACUUUGGGCUUUUUCGCUACUGUAUUGGCAACCCAAUCACCUCGGAAUUGGUCUGCAAAGGAAGUGUGUUCGAUUUUGGCUCAAUCCCCUCUGGGGCUUUCAGGACCGCUUUGUUUUUUGUGGGAACUUCAAUGCUGCUGAUUGUGGGCACCAUUGUGUGCUUGGGUCUUUUCUUCUUCUGCAACGCCGCUAGUGUCUACAAGAUCUGCGCUUGGAUGCAAACAUCUUCAGCUGUGUUGAUGGUGAUGGGGUGUAUGAUUUAUCCGGACGGAUGGGACUCUGCGGAGGUAAAACGGAUGUGCGGCGAGCGGACGACCAAGUACAACUUGGGCAACUGCACCAUUCGCUGGGCUUACAUCCUGGGCAUCAUCAGCAUCCUGGAUGCAGGUUUACUAGCGCUGCUGGCCUUCACUCUGGGCAACCGGCAGGACAAACUACUGCCAGAUGACUUUGAGGUGGAGGGAGAAAACAACGCAUGAGGGAAUAAAUAGGAGAUCUGAACUGCAGUGGACACUGAACUGGACAUUCACACAAAAGAAAAAAGAAAGGAUAAAAAUGAUAAGCCUGAAGAUAAACAGCAAAGAUAUUUGCGUUGACAUGCGUACAUUUUUUUGUACAAUUAAACAUGCUUGGCUAUAGCUGGAAAUACACCAAUCACAGUAAAUAAAACGUUUUUCAUUUGUUAAAAACAAGAGCAAAGAAAACAUA
Messenger RNA from Danio rerio (zebrafish), 982 nucleotides. RefSeq names its product LHFPL tetraspan subfamily member 5b (gene lhfpl5b). NCBI's taxonomy places the organism in Eukaryota, Metazoa, Chordata, Actinopteri, Cypriniformes, Danionidae. Gene Ontology annotation, cellular component: membrane. The record is from RefSeq and is marked provisional.